GCAUUUCCAAUACAUAUAGCAAUAAGUAUAUGUCGUCGACCUUUGAUAAUUAUAGAACCAGCAGAACACACUUUUUAUUUCUCUUCUCUUCUCUUUCAAAAAACAAAACACACAGAGUAGCUAUAAGGACCGAGAGAGAUGGGGAGGGCUCCAUGUUGUGACAAGGCAAAUGUGAAGAGAGGUCCAUGGUCUCCUGAAGAAGAUUCAAAGCUUAAAGAUUACAUAGAGAAACAAGGCACUGGUGGCAACUGGAUUGCGCUCCCUCACAAAGCUGGUUUAAGGAGAUGUGGAAAGAGUUGUAGACUGAGAUGGCUAAACUAUUUGAGGCCAAACAUAAGACAUGGAGAUUUCUCUGAGGAAGAAGACAAGAUUAUCUGCAGCCUCUUUGCCUCCAUUGGAAGCAGAUGGUCAGUAAUUGCAGCUCACCUGCAUGGUAGAACUGAUAAUGACAUUAAGAACUAUUGGAACACUAAGCUCAAGAAGAAGCUCAUGGCCACUAUGGCUCCUCCACCACCUCAUCAACUCUUAGCCGCUGCCUCAUCACAAUCAUCAUCACCAUCUUCUUCACACUAUUACAUGACAAAUCGCCUUCCUCCGUAUAACUCAUCAAUAUCUUCCAAUCAGCUGAUGACACCUCAUCAGGAGAUGAUGAUGACAAUGAUGGACCAACAACAACAACAACUAUUAUACAAAGAAGCCAUGGACAGUUUGGUAAUUUCUGCAAAUAGCAACAAGCUUAUAAUGAGCCAUCAAGAAGACAGCCAGGAGCAAAGUACAAACAAAGGAAUAAUGUUGUUGAGUGAUGUAAGAAGUGGGUCAAGUACAACAAGGACAGUAGCAAGAGUGAAGACGGAACAACAUGAUCAUCAUCAUGAAGAGAGAUCAAUGGAAGAUUAUGGAAUGGAUGAGAUCAAUCACUUAAUAAGUAGUAGUUGUACGAGUAGUAGUAGCAACAGCUUGUGGUUUGAUGAAAACAAGACAGAGGAUACGUUCAUGUUGUACUAUUGAUCUCUUUUCUCCUAAAACUAAAAAUGAAUUAUCGAAAACUUUCUUUUUAUGAGGAUUUUAAAUGUUAUCCAUGAGUUUUAAUUUACCUAUAUUUUAAUGACUUACCUCUAUGUUUUGUCAAACCUGUAGCUGUUACAUGCUAAUGAUUUAGUGAUCAA
This is a messenger RNA of Eruca vesicaria subsp. sativa (arugula), 1166 nucleotides long. Lineage: Eukaryota; Viridiplantae; Streptophyta; Magnoliopsida; Brassicales; Brassicaceae. The record is from the annotation of a GenBank genome assembly.